Molecule: messenger RNA, 5729 nt
Organism: Ectocarpus sp. CCAP 1310/34
Lineage: Eukaryota; Phaeophyceae; Ectocarpales; Ectocarpaceae
Source: the annotation of a GenBank genome assembly
AUGGCUCCUGCUGGAGAUGACGACGAGCAACUUCCUACCACAAAGGGAGCCGAGGAUGGUGCACCGCCGGAAUCCGAGGAGGACUACGUUGAGGCGGUGACGAGACAUGCCAAGUAUCUUGGCAUGGAUCCAGAGCGUGAUGGUACCUACAUGUGGAUUGCAGAAGAGGCGCUAAACGCCAAGGUCCCCGAAGGAUGGGUAACCGGGGAGGGAGAGGGAGAAUACGAGGGCCUCGUAUACUACUACAACGAGGCCACGGGAGAAAGCACGUGGGACCACCCCCUCGACGAGUACUACAGGGAGAAAUUUAAGAGAAAAAAAGCCAGGCGGGCUGCGAGAGAAAAUGACGAUAAAGGAAAUCGACAAGACUCGAAGUCUCGCGCAUCUGCAUCCAAGUCAAGAGCCAGCCGCAGCACUUGCAGCAGGCGCCACAGGUCGGGGGAUGACACGGCAAACGACGAACGUAGCGAAUCUAGAUCACGGAGAGAGCACACGAAGGAGAAAGACGGGUCUUCAAACGGAGUGGCCAACGGAGAUCAGGGCAGCCAGAGUUCGGGACGCCGUGACAACGCUAAGCGAAGCAAAACGCGCAAGGUUAGUCGCAGGCACAGGGAUGACGGGGAACGGUCGAGACACCGCAGCACCAGCAGUAGAAGCCAGCGUACUGAUGACAACGGGGACGGUAGAGAUGAACGCCGAAGCUCAAAGCACCGUCGGAACGCAAGCAACGGACACAGUGAUAGCGGCCGGGCCCACAGGAGCGAAGAAGAAGACGGGGGGCGCCGACGAAAGGAAGAGGGCCGUCGGAGACGGGGGAGUGGUCGCGAGCGGGAAUCAUCUAGUGGACGGCAUCAAUGCCGCACUCGAGACAAAACACGGAGGAGCAGCAGCGGCGACGGUGAAAGCGUCAGGUCGAAGCUAGACGAGCCACCAGAGAAGAGAGAAAAACAGGUGGAGGAGUCCCCCAGCAAAAGUCCACGGCCCGACAAGCACCACAGCCGUAGUCAAGAGAGGGGAAGACGAGAUGAAAAUCGUGAGUCUUUCGAGCCCGACCGUAAGGAGCGAGGAAGGGGGUCCAGGCAAGAAGUAUCGAUGCAGCUGGAGGAGACAAACCGCGGGGGCAGGACAACCGUGGCAACAGUUAGUGGAGACCUCGCAGCAGCAGCCGACAACUGGAGGACUAAAAGCAUCGUGGGAGGGAGCACGUACUCACACAACGAGAAGAAAAGCCACCACGAUGCCAACCGAAGCGCAGCCGAUUCACGGAAAGGAAAUGCCGGCAGCCAAGCAAGACGUGGUGGUUUCAGAGAGGACACUGAUCGCGAAAGCGGGCACCGGACAGCGAAUACAACAGUCGAGCGUGCGGAAAGCGUGGUCAACGAAAUUAAAAGCAACACUUUAUGUGUACAGAAGGAUCCCGGUAAUAAGGUUGACAUGCCAGCGGUGCACCGCAGCGUUGAUGGAAGGAGCGCCACGCAGGCCUCGACGGCGGCAUGGAAGAACAAUGAUAUGGAGGAAAUAGACUUCGAAGACGAGCUACGAGACAUGGAAGAAGGCGACGGUGGCCCAAACGUUCGGCACGACUCGCCAACUGAGAUGGAAGCGCCUGACACAGAACCGCAAGGCAGAUCACCUUCGGCCGUAUCCGAAGUCGGUAGUGAUACGAAGAACCAGGGUGAGCCACUGCCUUCCCCACCGAUGUUCAAGGCUGCAGCGAUUGCGGGGGACGACAAAGCCCGACAAUCCAGAUCGCGUGACCAUCCGAACAAAGCUGGCAAGGGCAACAAAUUGGGCAACGAAGACGAACCGCACUCCCGUCGUGAUACAAGUGGGGAACGAGGUGUCAAAUCGAGAGAGAACGGACUGCCGGCGACAGCGGGGACGGCUGAUCCAGACCUGGACGACUGGCCAGAGGUCGCCAGCAAUCCCGCAAAGGAACGCGCAUGGGGGGAUUCCGGAACAGAGCAAAAGGGGAAGCGAUACUCGAACGCGCACGGCACCCAGACAGUACGUGAAAGUCGGGUGGAGACUGGCCGGAGGGGUCGAGAGAGGGAUGACCAACCCGACGUUGUGUUUGCGAACGGUGUUGAUCGGAAUCGUAUACACGGUGAGGACAGCGACGACCACCGGCGAGGCACCGGCGCAACGCAAGGCUACGACAGACACGUGGAGCGAACGUCUGAACGGGAAUCUCGCCGCCUUCGACACGGCGGUGGAAUACAAAGGGAUCGUGAUUCCGGAAUGGCGUCACCCCGCCGCGAAGACCGCACGGACAGGAACGACAGACAGGGUGGACAUUCAGGAAGACGAUCAACCGCAAAAGGCAGCACCGCAAGCCCCAGGCAACCGUCUGGAAACCAUGGGGGUGACUGCGGUGCGGACCAGUACUCUAGUGGCGACCGUUGGGACCACCAAUACAGCAGCUUCGGCGAUGUCGAGGGUCAGCGAUGGGGUGGCGGCGAGAGGGUCUCGGCAAUGCAAAGAGACCGCAGAGACGAAGACGUGCAGCCAAUGACGAGGGAGAAGGACAAGCUCGAGAGGCAGCUGCAGCAGCAACAGCACGAAGCUGCCGAAAAAGCCAGGGAGCUGGAGACUAAGGUGCAUGUCGGACUAGGAUGUGGUUGGUCAUUCUCGGAGAUUAUAAAGCAUCUUCGAAGACAUCUUGCUGUUGAACCAGAACACAACCGUUCUUUCACUCACCACCUGUGGCACAUAUUUCAGAUGUCUGUCGCCGGCGUGGCCGGGAAGGAAAAGGAAGAGGGGUUGCGACUAGAACUAAAGAACGCUCUCAAAAGGGCAGAAGCCGCGGAAGGCGCCCUCGCUCGGAAGGAGGAGGCAGAAAAGGUUCCGGCGGAGAGGGAAAGUGAGGUCCCAAGACUUCAACUCCUGCUGGCAAACAAGGAGUCAGAGGCUGCAAGCCAGGGAAGGGAGCUAGUGGAAAUGCAAAGUCGGUUGGCAGAAGCACUGAAGAAGGCUGCCAGCGAGAUGUCUGCGCUCAACCACGCGCUCUCCAGGGCCCGCGACGAAGUAUCCUUCAAGGAAUCGGAAAUCGCAAAGGCCGGGGAGGAAGCAAGCCGUUUGCGUGUGCAGCUGGGCCUUGCGCAGGAGAAGCUCAGAAAUGCUGAGAGGACAAAGGCCGCGUUCGAGAGCGAGGCCGAGAGUUUCCGAGCAAGGGCGGCGGAGCUUCAGUCGGCCAACGCCUCCAUGGAACGAGAAAUGCGAAACAGUCAGCAGGACGCCUUAUCAAGGUGGUCCGAGCAGUGCAUAGGGCGGUUUAGAAUGGGCGGUUUGGAACAACGAAUCGCUGCUCACUGUGGGAAACAGGCCGCGGAACGUUCAGUAGUGAGGUCGACGGAGGCUAAGGCAAAAGCGGUACACAAGCUAUUCGUCGUGCCAAGGACUCCGACACACGACAGGCUCAGAGAAUCGGAAAGGGAGCGCGACGCAGCUGUCUAUGAGGGGAAAAGGUCCACGGAGCUCGCCGCUUCAGCGGAAACGUGGAGGUUGAAAGAGACUCUCAGGGCUGACGCAGCGGAAGCUAAAGCCUUGAGCACGGGUACCGAGGUGGCAGAGCUGCGGUCGGAAGCAGCGAGACUACGGACCAGCAUGGACGCAGUGGUCGCGCCGCAUGUGAAGCGUAAUGUAGAGCUACAGCGACAAGUUGAGGACGCUCGCAGGGAAGCGGCCGAUCUGACAGCCGAGGUGAAGCGUCUGCAGGAGUCGCAUGCUUCUGAACUGUCUUCCCUGAAGGACGAAGUUUCCCGGAAGCUCCCUUGGAUUGCCGAGAAGGCCGUGGCUGAAGCACGGAAGCACUUCCGACAGAAGGCAGAGGAGGACAUGAAGGCCUUUCGGGCGGAUAGGGAUCGGCGGCUCGAAGAGCUGCAGAUUUUGCAAUUGGCGGCCCUGGUGGAGGAGUCGGUGACGAAGAAAGAGCCUGGCAGCGUCGUGGCGGAUGCAGCCAGUAGGGGCGGCUGGGUUGCUGCCCCCAGAGGCCAACGAGAAGAGCCCACGCUGCCGCUCGGCGGUGGCGGGGGAUUUCUCCAGCAGCAAACGAGAGAUAGUGGGCAAGGACCACGGUCGCUGCCGGAAGGCGGCUGGGCAAGCAGAUCGGGAGCGAACCCUGUUGGACCAGCCGGAGUGGGCCCGGGCAUAGGACCGGACUACGGGGAAGCGAGGGGGUUAAACCCCCCAGGACCGGACUGCGGGGGAGCGAGGGGGUUAAACCCCCCAGGUGAGAUACCCGUGAUUCGAGGAAGUGGAGAAUACCUCGACGGCUACAGCAGUAGCCACCAGACACGAGUGACGGUCAAUACCCCGCUUCUAGACGGAAAAAGCUGUAGCCACGGAUUUGAUUCGUGGCGAAAAUCGUUCAUCCAAGCUGCGAAGACCAUCGACUUGGACGGGCAGUUUAUGGGAGAUGCAGAGGGCAAUAUCCCCGUGGGCGACCCAAACUUGCCGACUUCUAAACUGCUCCGUAGGGGGCACAUGAGAGCAGAAGUCCAACGAGAGCUUCAGGCGUUCCAUUUUAUCAUUACUGCUGUGGUAAAAGAAGCUGACAAAGCAAUCAUUAGUAACUGUACGUCAGCAAAAGAGUUCCUCACGGAAUUGGAGAAGGUCUACGAUCCAGAGUCACAGGGGUCCAAACAGGCCUUGAUGCGGAAGAUAUUCGACUUUGCAAUCCACACACACAGCAAUAGCAACCCCAUCGAGCACCUCUACUCACUCGAGCUGCUGUAUACCCGCCUGCGCGAGAAGGGGCUCAAUGCUGAACAACCCUUCGUUCUCGCCCACUUCGUUGGUUCCCUCCCACCCGAGUACCAACAAUCGAAGUUCCUGUUGGAGACAGCAACGGCGCUGGAUAGGGCCGAGAUCGUCAGGAUUGUGAGCACGGUGCACGCAAGCCUUCCGGAGGGGACAAAUGCCUCGAAGGGCCAGCGGAGAGCGGAGCAUGCUCUCCUCGCAAGCGACGGCAGCGGUGGGGGAGGAGCGCCGGGCCGCGGCAACGGCGGCCGCCGCAAGGGUGGCGGCGGCGGCAACCAGAAGGGGAAAGAGGAUGGCGCGUAGGCUGGUGGCGGCGGCGGAGGCGGCGGAGGCGGCGACGACGAUGUGGGUAGCAUGCGCGGUCGCUGUUUCCGGUGCGGCAAGAAGAGCCACCAGGUGGCCGACUGCACCGAGAGCAAGCCCAUGCGAUGUGAGACAUGCAAGGGCUACGGGCACGACAAGAGAAAAUGCCCGACCGAGAAGGCGGUGCUCGUGGUGGAAGUGCCGGCGGGGGGGACGUCUGCGGACGCCACAGCACUGGACGUGGCAGAAGAAGCGCUGGUGGUCGGUGACAUCUCAGGCGAGUGUCACAAAGUCGUUGGUCGAGGGGGUGUAGAGCAGGCUAGGCGGGGUAGGUAUGUUGCCGAUACCGGCGCUACCACCCACAUGUUCGCGAACUCAGAUGGGCUCGUCCGAUAUCAGGAGUGUGAUCGACUUGUGCGCGUCGCCGCCGGAGAAACCUUCCCUAUUGGAGGGUACGGCGACGUAACGGUCACCCUUAGCUCGCGCGACGGGACAACAGACCUGUUCUUGAAACGGGUUGCAUACGUUCCUCGAUUAGACUACACCCCCUCGUCUCUCUGACGUCCCUCUUCGACGACGGGUUCAAAACCAAAAGCCUAGACAAACACGAGUUGGAGUUGGAGAAAGAAGAGGCGAAGUCGUUGUACUUCCCCCGAUGCGGUAAC